Dictyostelium purpureum is the source of this 645-nucleotide messenger RNA. RefSeq lists its product as uncharacterized. The record is from RefSeq and is a predicted model, not a curated record. The transcript has 2 exons. Gene Ontology annotation, biological process: peptidyl-proline hydroxylation to 4-hydroxy-L-proline. NCBI's taxonomy places the organism in Eukaryota, Evosea, Eumycetozoa, Dictyosteliales, Dictyosteliaceae. Gene Ontology annotation, cellular component: endoplasmic reticulum. Gene Ontology annotation, molecular function: procollagen-proline 4-dioxygenase activity; iron ion binding; L-ascorbic acid binding. Bases 1 to 645 code for a protein of 214 amino acids.
AUGGCAAAUUAUAAAAUAAAAGAAGUUUUCCCAAAUAGUAUGGUAAAUAAAAGAAAGGUUAUUGCUUUUGUGAUCAAAGAUGUUUUUAGUAGUGAGGAGUGUGACGAAUGGAUAAAUAUAACAGAGGAAAAGGGAUAUGAAAAAGCAUUGUUAAAUAUAGGUGGUGGGGAACAAAUCUUAGCACCAGAGGUUAGAAAUAAUGAUAGAUGUAUAAUAGAUAGUGAAGAAAUGGCCGAUAAAAUAUAUCAAAGAGUCAAACAUUUAUUACCAAACGAAAUGAAUUAUCAUGAAAAAGUUAGUUUAAAUGAAAGAUUAAGAUUUUUAAGAUAUUAUCCAGGACAAGAAUUUAAAUUACACAGUGAUGGACAAUAUUGUAGAGAAAGUGGUCCCAAAAAAGGUGAAUGCUCAUUUAUUACAAUUCAACUAUAUUUAAAUAAAGUGGAAAAAGGAGGUGAAACUUCAUUUUUAACUAGUAAAUAUUUAAUAGAAAAAGAGAAAUAUAUUCAUGUUAAACCAAAAAAAGGAUCAGUUUUAAUUUUUCAACAUGACCUCUCUCACAAAGGAAGUGCUGUUGAAAAAGGUAUAAAAUAUUGUGUAAGAAGUGAUAUUAUGUAUAAACCAAUACCAAAUACCAAAUCAAAUUAA